GCACCAGGCACCGGCUCCGGGGAGAGGGGCGCCUGCAGGGACCGGCGCUUGGAGCCGCCGCCUCGCGACCCCUGCGCCGGCGGGAGCGGGCGCCCGGCGUCAUGACCCUGUUCCACUUCGGGAACUGUUUCGCGCUCGCCUACUUCCCCUACUUCAUCACGUAUAAGUGCAGCGGCCUGUCUGAGUACAACGCCUUCUGGAAGUGCGUCCAGGCCGGGGUCACCUACCUCUUUGUGCAGCUGUGCAAGAUGCUGUUCCUCGCCACUUUCUUUCCCACUUGGGAAGGCGGCAUCUAUGAUUUCAUCGGGGAGUUCAUGAAGGCCAGCGUGGACGUGGCAGACCUGAUAGGCCUAAACCUUGUCAUGUCCCGGAAUGCCGGCAAGGGGGAAUACAAGAUCAUGGUUGCUGCCCUGGGCUGGGCCACCGCUGAGCUCAUUAUGUCCCGCUGCAUCCCCCUCUGGGUCGGAGCGCGAGGCAUUGAGUUUGACUGGAAAUACAUCCAGAUGAGCAUCGACUCCAACAUCAGUCUGGUCCACUACAUCAUUGCAUCUGCCCAGGUUUGGAUGAUAACGCGCUAUGAUCUGUACCACACGUUCCGCCCAGCUGUCCUCCUACUGAUGUUCCUUAGUGUCUACAAGGCCUUUGUCAUGGAGACCUUUGUCCACCUCUGCUCCCUGGGCAGCUGGACAGCGUUGCUGGCCCGUGCAGUGGUGACGGGGCUGCUGGCCCUCAGCACUCUGGCCCUGUAUGUCGCUGUCGUCAACGUGCACUCCUAGGCAUGGUGUUCAGACAUUCAUAUACCUGCUCCCCGUUUCUCUCCAGGUUUCAGUAAACAGUAUUUGGACAGUU
Loxodonta africana (African savanna elephant) is the source of this 849-nucleotide messenger RNA. It is a transcript of the gene TMEM147, whose product is annotated as transmembrane protein 147. The coding region runs from base 102 to 776 and encodes 224 amino acids. The record is from RefSeq and is a predicted model, not a curated record. The transcript is spliced from 7 exons. Lineage: Eukaryota; Metazoa; Chordata; Mammalia; Proboscidea; Elephantidae.